This is a messenger RNA of Acaulospora colombiana, 1662 nucleotides long. The record is from the annotation of a GenBank genome assembly. NCBI's taxonomy places the organism in Eukaryota, Fungi, Glomeromycota, Glomeromycetes, Diversisporales, Acaulosporaceae.
AUGAGUUCCGAGAAACACUUUGCUGGACAGUUAACAAUAAAACAAACUCAACCUUCCCCGUCCACAUCAAAUUCAUUAGCCAAGGCUGCUACAAUACCUUCCGAGUUAAUCCUUCAGAUUUUUAAAUAUGUCAGCUCAAAUGCAGACCUUAAUAGCGACGUGUCUCUUCAAAACCUACUAGACACUUUACAGAGUACACCCCAAACCUUCUCAUACUCUCUUCUCAUCCGCCGUCUGAACUUUUCCUUCAUGGGAGAAAGUGUAGGCGACACGACACUUGCCCGAUUAAGUUCUUGCGAGAGAUUGGAGAGACUUACCCUCGGCGGAUGCAGGAGGUUGACCGAUGCGGGACUUUUAAAAUUAUUGGAAAAAACAGAUGGGUUAGUGGCUUUGGAUGUGUCGGACAUUGAGAAUCUGACGGAUAAGGUAAUAAAGCUGGUGGGUGAACGGUGCAGACGUUUGCAAGGAUUGAACGUGAGCUUAUGCAAAGGAGUCACCGACGCGGGGAUCAUAGAGGUCGCAUCGAGAUGUAGAAGCUUAAGGCGGAUCAAACUGAGUAGUUGUGAAAAUAUCACCGACGAAUCUGUAAUAGUUUUGGCCGAGAAUUGCCAACAUCUGCUCGAACUUGACCUCACCAAUUGUCACCAGAUAACCAACAAAGCCAUUCAACCCGUCUUCGAGAAUUGCACGCAACUACGAGAACUUCGUCUUGCCUGCUGCGCCAAUCUAACGGACGACUCAUUUAUAAAAACGAUACCAUCCAUGUUCGAACAACUACGCGUUCUUGAUCUUGCAUCGUGCGCACUCAUCACCGACCGGACGAUUUACACAAUUGUGCACAGCGCGCCAAAACUACGUAAUCUCGUCUUGGCCAAAUGCGGGAAUAUCACAGACGAAGGGGUUUACCACAUUACAAAAUUGGGACGACACUUGCACUACCUUCACCUGGGUCACUGUUGGCGAAUCACCGACCACUCAAUAACUCACCUGGCUCGUUAUUGUAACCGCCUGAGAUAUCUCGACUUGGCAUGCUGCAAUCAGCUCACAGAUUCGUCCGUCUUUGAACUUUCCAAUCUGCAAAAACUACGUCGAAUCGGUUUGGUCAAGUGUGCUCUCAUAACGGAUCAAGCCAUCUACUCAUUGAUCGGAAAUCGCGUGGUAGCCUACACACUCGAACGCGUUCACUUGUCAUACUGCGUCAACCUCACUAUUGCGGCUGUAUUAGAUCUGGUCAAUUUUUGUUAUCGCUUGACGCAUCUAUCACUUACCGGAGUUCCGGCAUUUCUGAGGCAGGAUGUACAACGUUAUUGCAGGCAACCGCCAAAGGAAUUUACCAUUCAUCAGAGGCAAGUUUUUUGCGUUUUCAGCGGCAAGGGUGUCAAAGAGUUGAAGAAUUACCUCAACCACUGGAUGACUAACCAAAGCCGUCGUGCCGCCGCCGCCGCCCUCGUAGAUGUCGGCGAACAAAAUGUGCCGCAAACAGUGGCAACCGUUGGUGAUAUCGAUGAAUCAGUGGCAUCCGAACCCGAAGGCGCUGGUGGCGAUAUUUCCGAGGGUGGCGAAGGUGAAAACGAUAUCAGUCGAGACCGAGACAACAACAUUAGGCAGAGGAUUCACGACACUAGUCCAGAUGGUGACGACGGUCUUCAUGACUUACAUUGA